Macroventuria anomochaeta is the source of this 746-nucleotide messenger RNA. RefSeq names its product S-adenosyl-L-methionine-dependent methyltransferase. The transcript has 3 exons. The record is from RefSeq and is a predicted model, not a curated record. NCBI's taxonomy places the organism in Eukaryota, Fungi, Ascomycota, Dothideomycetes, Pleosporales, Didymellaceae. Gene Ontology annotation, molecular function: O-methyltransferase activity. The coding region runs from base 43 to 738 and encodes 231 amino acids.
CACCGAGCAUCUCUAAAGCCACGUUCCGCCCCAUCUGCAACCAUGUCUACCAACCCGUCACCAAUAAGGGCACCACAGCAUGUGGUAGACCUGCUCUCACGCCUGCAUGCCGCGUCUCUCGAGCAAGAGGCCGCAAUAUCCAGCAAGAAGAAACUUGCCAGUCAGCGCGAUGCCAGAUGCGAGUUCGACAAGCUCAUGCUCGAUAAGUUCAUUGCUCUGGACGAAGACAAGUGCCACUUCGUCUACCAACUGAUCACUGCCAUGGGAGCAACCAAUGUUGUCGAGGCAGGCACCAGCUUUGGCGUCAGUACGAUCUACCUGGCGCUCGCUACAGCUCAGACGAAGGCUGCGACAGGCAAGAAGGGCACUGUCAUUGCCACGGAGAAGGAGCCUCAAAAGGCAGCCAUUGCUCAAGGCUACUGGGAAGAGUGCGGUGUGGAAGAGCACAUCGAUCUCAGGGUUGGCGACCUACUUGAGACUCUGAAGAAUGAUGUGCCUGAGGUCGAUUUACUUCUACUUGACAUCUGGUCGACUCUCGCGCUCCCAACGCUGAAGACUAUCUUGCCUAAGCUGAGGCGCGGCGGUGUCAUCCUCACGGACAACACUAUCUCGGGCGCUGAAGGCUACAAGGACCUAUUGACGUUCCUGCGCGCACCGGAGAAUGGCUUCCAGAACACUACCUUACCGUAUACUAAUGGCUUCGAGAUGAGUAUAUACUUGCCUAAGAAGCAAGUCUGAGGUUGUUG